UAAUGUAGAUAAUUAAUGGGACAAGUCAGUGGUGUGUUUCAGGAAGAGAAGCUGACAGAUGACGUUACGUGGGAACAGUCAUUGUUUGACUCCGCGAAGAGCUCACUCAUAUACGAGAUAAUAGAAAGAGAGAAGAGCAUAGGAGAUGUGGUGGCCCAGUCUCUGCUGUCAUACUUCAAACAUGUUGACCAUGAUUAUAACAGAUGGCUGGUGAACAAGAUAGACAAGGUGACGAUGGAGGAUCUUAGCCGGAUAGGCCCCAAGUACGUGAAAAAGCUGUUCGAUCCGUCCAUCUCACGGACUACCAUUGUGUGCCAUCCAUCCAAGGUAGAGGAACUGGCCUUGGGGUUCAAAGAGCUGGGUAUCGAACUAACCUCAUACUCAACUCUGGAGGAGACGUUCCUCAAUGCAUGGUAGACACAGACAGUCUCCUAGCAUCUCAGCUAGUCAGCGCCAGUGAGAAACUAAGCAGGGUCUUCAUUUUUCAUCAGCAUUUAUUAUAGUGUGAUUUGUCCUAGUUUAAACUGAUAUUUAUAACAUUCACUUUCAUUUGAAUGCCAAUGGGAUAGUAAAUGGAAAAAAUUGUUUACGUUUAAAUCAGCUUAAGUUUUAUUGUAAUUGGCAUUUGUCAUGAAAAAUCUAUGCGUUAUGAAUUUUUUUAUAAUAAAGUGUGAUUUGUACAUGUCUUUUACAAGCCUUGUCACAGAAUAAUAAAUACAAGACUACAGUACAGAGUUUUUACUUUUUAGAUUUCUUCUCGUAUUAUACAGUUCAAAAAUCUUAAAGACUGACAAUUUUAAGAAUACACACAAAAUUUUAAUGUUAUGUAACUACAAAUUGGUCUGUUCACUUCUAUUUUAUAAUACAGUGGAAUGUGGAUGGUUAAAAUGUUUUUAAUUUAAAUUCAUAGAUUAAUAUUAAGUUAAAAUUUGAAGUGCAUUCUGUCCCUGUGGGAUUUGCAUAAUGUACAGUAUAAUGUUCAAAUAGGGUGGUUGUUUUUAAGAAUGGGCCUUUAGUAAAACAUUUUGAUACCAAUUCUUGUGUUAUUUGUUAUUAGGAAUUUAGGCUGAUUCCAAAAUAUUUUAUCACUAUUUUAGUUUAUGUAGCUCCAUUCGAUGAAGUAAGUGUUUUGUAAAGUGUACCAUCAUUUCAGUCGGUCUCUAGAAGUAAGUAUUAAAUAAAAUAAUUGAAAACUAGCUUAAAUGUAACAACAAUUUUACAAUCCACUAUAUUUGGCUACGGUUAAACAGACAAUAUUUUAAAAUAAAAUAUAUUGUUAGUAAAUCUAUUUUGUUAAUGGAAUUAUAAUGUUAUAUGAUGAA
This is a messenger RNA of Homalodisca vitripennis (glassy-winged sharpshooter), 1322 nucleotides long. RefSeq lists its product as uncharacterized. The transcript is spliced from 3 exons. NCBI's taxonomy places the organism in Eukaryota, Metazoa, Arthropoda, Insecta, Hemiptera, Cicadellidae. Gene Ontology annotation, molecular function: metal ion binding. The record is from RefSeq and is a predicted model, not a curated record. The coding region runs from base 16 to 417 and encodes 133 amino acids.